Molecule: messenger RNA, 2202 nt
Organism: Suillus discolor
Lineage: Eukaryota; Fungi; Basidiomycota; Agaricomycetes; Boletales; Suillaceae
Exons: 9
Coding region: 1-1764 (587 amino acids)
Source: RefSeq, a predicted model, not a curated record
AUGGUUUGGUUCUUGGUUCUCGUCAAGGACCCUCUGAACCGGACCAAACCGGACCACGGCAGCACUAUUUCUGAUGCAUGUGGCAGUACGGAGAUUGAUGCACGAUGUCAACGCCUCCCCCCAAAUCACCAUAUUCGACUAUUUACGAAGGGCAUCACAACUCUUUCACGUGUAAGCGGUACAGAACAUAAUCAAAUUUGCCGUUUCUUGCUCGGCAUCAUCAUCGACAUCAGUCUACCUAAUAAUAUGUCUUCCGCUCGACUCCUCCGUGCCGUUCGUGGUCUGCUAGACUUUUUAUAUUUUGCUCAGUACCCAUGUCACAGCUCUGAGACGCUGGUUUUACUUGACGAGGCACUUAACCUUUUCCAUGACAACAAGGACAUCUUUAUUGACCUUGGCAUUCGGAAUUCCUUCAACUUGCCAAAACUCCACUUCACAGCUCACUACGCUCACAUGAUUCGAAUGUAUGGCACUACGGACAACUACAAUACCGAAUACACCGAACGCCUUCACAUCGACCUUGCGAAAGAUGCUUAUCGCUCUACGAACCACAAGAAUGAGUUUGGUCAAAUGACGACUUGGCUUGAACGGAGGGAGAAAAUUUCACGUCACGAGAAAUACAUUCAGUGGAGACUCGUCGAAAACACCACACGUCCGCAUCAUCAGCCCCGUCCCCCAGAAAUGACAUUUCGUCGUACUCAAACGAUGACAAAGCAUCCUACCAUCAAGGCGGUCACAUUGGACAAGGUCGCAAACGAAUAUGGUGCCACGCACUUUAAUGAAUGUCUCGCACGUUAUGUUGCGAAAGCUACCCUUCCUGUCGACACUACUGUUAUGGCCAGGCAGCUCGAAGAUCGAGCAGCUGAUAUACACAUCCCAUUUCAAAGACUACCGGUCUUUCACAAGGUGAAAUGGCUCUUGGAUAAUGUUCGUGGUGAUGGGGAUCCUCCGGUCACAGUCGAUAGUGUCCAUGCACGUCCUGGACGAUCAGGAAAAUUUACAUCCGACAGUGUUGCGCCACGAUUUGAUACCGUGUUCGUUAAUGAUGGCACAGGCGGGUCACUUGGCAUCAAAGGAUAUCGAAUUGCGCAAGUCCGUAUCAUAUUCUCGAUACCUCCCAAAGCCAUCCCCCAACUUUUCCCGUCCACAUUUCAGCCUCCGAAACAUCUCGCAUACGUCGAAUGGUUCUCUGCCUUCCGUGUACCUGAUCGAGAUCACGGCCUGCACAAGGUCUCGCGUGUCGUUAAAAAUGGAGAACGAAUGGCCAGCAUCAUACCAAUCAGCAAUAUUCGUUGUAGUGCCCAUUUGAUUCCGCAUUUCGGCUCUGUAGCUCCUCGUGAAUGGACCUCUGCUAACGUUCUUGACGAGUGUUCAUCAUUCUAUCUUUCUGUGCUCCUGAGCGCGCUUAUAUCUUUCGUCAUUCUUGCUACAGCGUCACCCACGCCUGGAGCCAUUUCGAAACGUUCCUUCGAGCGAGACUCGCUUGACACGAACUUUCGACGUGAUCUCCUAGUAGAGAGCAAAAAGCCCAAGGAACUCGAGUCGCAUAUCUCUUAUGACGAUGCCGACGUCCCAAGUACUGGAGGCAAGAAGCGCAAGGAACUCGAGUCGCACAUCUCUUACGACGAUGCCGAUGUCCCAACCACUGGAGGCAAGAAGCGCAAGGAACUUGAGUCGCACAUCUCUUACGACGAUGCCGAUGUCCCAACCACUGGAGGCAAGAAGCGCGAUGAACUCGAGUCGCGUAUCGCUUACGACAACUAGGAAAACGAACAGCCUAGCAUAUAUAAACCCGAUUGAUAUGGCUAUGGAUUCAACGUAACAAGAAGUGAAGCAAGAAUAUGUAGAAAGAAGACAGGUUCCUUUAUUAUGAAGUGCAUCAUAUCAGACACUCGACGGAGGAUAAAAGACAAGAGGAGGUACGGUGCAGGACUGUUCCGCCCUGGAUUAAGAUUCAACGAUUGAGGAAUGCCCUGCUUCCUAUGUAGCAGAGAAUUCGAAACUUUGAAACAAACCGCAUACCGAUAAAUUGCAUCGAUAGCCAUCUAGAUCAUACGGAAUACACCAAACAACCUCUUAACAAACACAAAUUCACCUAGGCACUCUUCGACACGACAUGCUUCGGGCCCAUCUGCAUCCCGUCCAAGUUUCAAAUUGCGCAUGACCAUGCUCCAGGAGCACCUCGACCCUCGCCCACUUGGG